ACUGUCCUUUUCCUUCACCAAAACAACCCAUCUCCCUUUGUCCUUCUCCUCCAAAACACACUGCAAAUGGACAGAGUAACAGCCAAGCUCAACAUCACAAUUUUCUCCAUUCUCUUCUCCUUAUUAUCAUUGUCUUGUUCCAAUGUGAACUCAUUGUCUGAAGAACCCAAUGCAACAACUCCAAACUCAACAAAGCUAAACCUAAACCCCUUCACACCCAAGGCCUCACUCAUCAGGUACUGGAAAAACCACAUUUCCCAAAAUACCCCUCUACCGCCUUUCCUCCUCUCGAAAGCCUCCCCUUUAUCCCCCGUCCAGUCCUCGCUUUUCGCCGAUCUCCUCUCCCGAGACUCCCUCUCGUCCCACCUCGCCGCCUUCUGCUCGUCCGCCAACCUCCUCUGCCCCCUCGACUCCAAACCCGUCCUCGAAAACCGCAACAACGACGACGCCAACUUCACGUCGUACACGACAAACAAGGCAUUCACAAAUUACGGAAAUGCCCGUCUCGGAGGAUCCGACUUGUUCAAAUCCUACUCGGAAGGAAUCAACUUCGCCUCCGGCUCGUUCGCCCGAUAUAGCCGUGCGGCCACCGGCCGCCGGGAAAGCUUCACCGCCUACUCCGGAGACGCCAAUGUGGCGGCGGCCAACUUCACGUCGUACGCCGCCGGAGCCGGCGGCGGCUCCGGCGACUUCAAAAGCUACUCGGCGCGCGUGAACGUUCCCGACAACGAGUUCGUGACGUACGACUCGAACGCCAACGGGCACCGGCUCACGUUCGCGAGCUACGCCGACGAGACGAAUUCGGGAAGACAAUCGUUCGCCGGAUAUGGGAAAAAUGGGAACUCGGCGCCCGUCGGGUUCGCCAGCUACGGGAGCUCGUCGAACGUCGUGGGCUCGGCUUUCUCGGGUUACGGCGAGUCGGGCAACGGGGCGAACGACUCGUUCAAGUCGUACACGACGAACGCGAACAACCCGAGCAACAACUUCAAGAGCUACGGGUCGGGCGGGAACGGCGGGCUUGAUGGCUUCGCGAGCUACCGCGAGUCGGCGAACGCGGGCUCGGACGCUUUCCAAUCGUACGGGAAGGGGUCGAGCUCGGAAAAAACAAGCUUCUCGAACUAUGGGAAGUCGUUCAACGUCGGUUCCGACAUGUUCAAGGAGUACGCGAAGGGAUCGGUCGGGCAACUAGUCGGGUUCGAGAUUUACGGCGCGAACGCGACUUUCAAAGAGUACGCGAAGAAGAACGGCGUGACGUUCGCGCAAUACACGAAAACGGGCUUUCCGGUCAAUCAAGCCGUGGAACAGGGGAAAUUCUUUCGGGAGAGCUUGCUAAAACAGGGGACGGUGACGAGGAUGCCGGACAUAACCGACCGGAUGCCGAGGAGGUCGUUUUUGCCGCCAGGGAUCGAGUCGAGGCUGCCGUUCUCGACCGAGCGGCUGGCGGAGAUGAGACGGGCUUUUCGGGCCGGUGCCGGGUCGGGCGAGGCCCGAAUGCUCGAAAACGCGGUGGCGGAGUGCGAGCGGGAGCCGAGCAGGGGGGAGACGAAGAGGUGCGUGGGGUCCGCGGAGCGGAUGAUCGACUUCGCGGUGUCGGUGCUCGGUCGGGAGGCGGCGGUUCGGACGACGGAGGCUCCGUUUUCAUCAACUAAAUUUUCAGAAAUCGUUCCGCCGAUCAACCGCCGUGUUCUUCUCACGUCACUCUCUCUCACGCUAACCCCAUUUCUGACGUCACCACCGAUCAAUAGUCGCACACACUAUGGCGAUUUGUUUUCUUUGCCGGCAUCGGAGGCCCGCGGGCUCUUUCAAAUGCCACCCGUUCGCCUCACCAAUCGGUACUAUUUGGUGAGAGCAGGGGAAUCCGAAUACGAAAGCAUUGGCAUAAUUAACACAAAUCCGGUGGCUAAAACAUCCAUGGACAAUGGGUUAUCUGAAAAAGGCAAGAAACAGAUAGUCAGGGCAGCUUUGGACUUGAAAUCAAUGGGUGCCUGUGAAAAUAACUGCUGGAUUUGGCCUUCUAUUACUCAGAGAGCUUAUCAAUCUGCCGAGAUUAUUGCAGCCGUUAAUGGCAUCAACAGAAGUCAUAUAGUGCCCGAGUAUAGCUUCUUGGAUGCUCGGGGUUUGGGAGUGUAUGAAGGAAAGAAGCUCGACUCUGUCUCGGAGGUGUAUGCUUCGGAUAGCCUUUCACCGAACAUAAAGCCGCCUCCAAUAAAUGACGGGACACCAAAUGAAAGCGUUCAAGACGUAUUUGUUCGUGUCACACAACUCAUGUCCAUUCUCGAGACUCAAUAUUCUGAGGACACUGUCAUUAUAGUUUCGCCGGAUUCCGAUAACUUAACCGUGCUACAAGCCGGUUUGGUUGGCCUUGAAUUACGAAGGCAUGUGCACAUGGAUCUUGCUUUCAGGCCUGGUGAAGUGCGGUUCAUUGAUGCAAGUAAUGUACCAACUUACAAGCAACCUGCAUCUGCUGUUUAUAAAUGCUUAAACCCUCCAAGCUGCAAUUGAGUUUCUUUCUCUUCGCAUUUGAAAAAUCAGUUCAAGAUUUUAUGAUGUGUGUAUAUAUAAUUUGAACUGUAAAAAUCAAUCUGAUUUUGGAUUUUCCAGAGAAGCAAAUAGUGUAUUGCUGCUUGAUGGGGAUAUUAAUAAUGACUGUAGUUUAAUAAAUAUAUGUUGAUUGACUGUUGUUUGCAGUUUUGUAUCCUUGGAACAAAUUGAAUAGAGUUGUAUGUUAUAAAUUGUUCUUAGUGAAUGGAACUUAUAAAUG
Molecule: messenger RNA, 2761 nt
Organism: Striga asiatica
Lineage: Eukaryota; Viridiplantae; Streptophyta; Magnoliopsida; Lamiales; Orobanchaceae
Source: the annotation of a GenBank genome assembly